GCCCACUCACCCUCUUCGACGCAGCGACCACCCACCCAUCAGACCGGGAACGGCCCCUAGAACAUGCCGCACGAGCAGGAGCACCACAGCGAGCAGCACGCCCCACGCGCGCCCGACGCGCCCAAGCCCAAGAGGCACCCCAUCCUGAUCAUCGUAAUGGGCGUAGCGGGCACGGGCAAGACCACGCUCGCAAACGCCAUCCAAGCGCGCCUCGGCCUGCCCUACAUCGAGGGCGACGCCCUCCACCCCGCCGCGAACAUCGCGAAGAUGUCCUCGGGCGUCCCGCUCACCGACGCCGACCGCGAGCCGUGGCUCGACCUCAUCCGCACCACCGCCGAGCACAUGGUCGCCGAGCAGCAGGCGGACCCGUCGUACACCGGCCGCCCGGGCGUGCUCGCGACGUGCUCGGCGCUGCGCGGGUACUACCGCGACAUCCUCCGCGGGACGCGUGCGCCGCCUGGCUUGCAGCUCCCUGAGCACGUCGCGCCUGCGGAGCCGCACCGUCUGCCUGCGUACUUUGUGUACAUCAAGGGCGAGCCAGAGGUCAUUCGGGAGAGGAUAUCGAAGAGGGAGGGGCACUAUAUGAAGCCGGGGAUGCUGGAUAGCCAGCUGCAGACGCUGGAGAGUCCCGAAGGCGAGGAAGGCGUCGUGGUGGUACCGCUGGAUGCGUCGACGGAAGAGCAGACGGACAUUGCUAUCAGGGAGCUGAACAAAUUACUGCCCGAACCUCUCGAGCGGGCAGUUGGGAAUUAGAUGCUUGUGGGCUGUGUAGAGAACCGACAGAGAAUACAUGAAUAGACUGUACUUGUACAUCUCACACAACCGCCUAGUUGGCCCAUGCC
Molecule: messenger RNA, 842 nt
Organism: Dichomitus squalens LYAD-421 SS1
Lineage: Eukaryota; Fungi; Basidiomycota; Agaricomycetes; Polyporales; Polyporaceae
Product: carbohydrate kinase
Exons: 2
Coding region: 64-753 (229 amino acids)
Cellular component (GO): cytoplasm
Molecular function (GO): gluconokinase activity
Source: RefSeq, a predicted model, not a curated record